UUCAAGUCUAAUUUUUUAUCGCGCAAAAUUCCCCACAUUGGACUUCAUCGAACGACCGUAUUCUUCAUCCCUCCUCAUUUGGAUCUACGCAAUAGGAUUUCCGAGAAAAUCACUUAUCGAUCUCCAAUUUCAUUCAUCGAAACGGAUCUUUGAGGAGGUAAAACAUGGGUUUAAAGCAGACGAUAAAGAGUCUGGAUGCGUUUCCUCGAGCGGAAGAACAUUUGUUGCAGAAAACACAAACUGGGGCGUUAGUGUCUGUUAUUGGAUUAGUUAUAAUGGCGACACUAUUUUUGCACGAACUGAGAUAUUAUCUCGCCACAUAUACUGUUCAUCAGAUGUCUGUAGAUUUGAAACGUGGAGAAACUCUUCCCAUUCACAUAAACAUGACCUUUCCUUCUUUACCUUGCGAUGUCUUAAGUGUAGAUGCAAUUGAUAUGUCAGGCAAGCAUGAAGUGGAUCUUGACACAAACAUAUGGAAACUUCGUCUUAACAGCUAUGGCCAUAUCAUCGGCACCGAAUAUCUAUCUGACCUUGUGGAAAAGGAACACGCUGAUCAUAAGCAUGAUCAUGACAAGGAGAAAGAUCAUCCUCAUAUACACGGCUUUGAUCAAGCUGCUGAAAAUUUGGUCAAAAAGGUUAAGCAAGCAUUAGCAGAAGGACAAGGCUGUCGGGUUUAUGGAGUUCUAGAUGUUCAGAGGGUUGCUGGGAACUUUCAUAUUUCAGUUCAUGGCUUAAACAUUUUUGUGGCCCAAAUGAUUUUUGGAGGGUCCAAACAUGUGAAUGUCAGUCACAUGAUUCACGAUUUGUCUUUUGGUCCAAAAUACCCUGGAAUUCACAACCCACUUGAUGGUACAGUUCGAAUUUUACAUGACACAAGUGGGACCUUUAAAUAUUAUAUAAAGAUUGUUCCAACUGAGUAUAAAUAUAUCUCAAAAGAUGUGUUACCUACCAAUCAGUUUUCAGUCACCGAAUAUUUCUCGCCUAUGACUGACUCUGAUAGGUCAUGGCCAGCUGUUUACUUCUUAUAUGAUCUAUCACCAAUCACAGUGACCAUCAAAGAAGAAAGACGAAGUUUUCUCCACUUCAUAACUCGGCUUUGUGCUGUAUUAGGUGGUACCUUCGCUGUAACAGGAAUGCUAGAUCGUUGGAUGUUUCGGUUUCUUGAGGCUCUGACAAAACCAAAAAGAAGUGCAAUGCGUUAAGACUUAUUGGAGGUUUCAAUCUCCGUGAAAACAUUUGUUCAUCAGCAAAAGAAACCUGAUGCUGAAAUGCUAAGAAUAGAUCCUCAAGCAUCCGAGCGUGAAUGUGGAAAUUUAUAAAGGUGGAGGCUACUGAUGCUAAACUAACUUUUGGGCUUCUUUGGUGGAAAGGAGUGCUUGAACAAAAGUGCUUGUAUUUCUCCUAAAAUUUUUCCCCCACUUUCUAGUUGCAAGUGAAUUAGUGGAUGCCUCUGUUUUUCUUUUCUCUAGUUUUCAAAGAACUACACGGGGAGGAGGGAUUAUUGUACAAUUAUUUUGAUAAUUCCAAGGCAGUCUGUCAUCUGUUAUUGCUUCAUUGUCUACGUACAAUCCAUAUGGUUUUAAUUUAUGAUAUCAAAUACCGAUUCCUAUGAAA
Messenger RNA from Benincasa hispida (wax gourd), 1614 nucleotides. RefSeq names its product Endoplasmic reticulum vesicle transporter protein. Gene Ontology annotation, cellular component: endoplasmic reticulum; COPII-coated ER to Golgi transport vesicle. The record is from RefSeq and is a predicted model, not a curated record. NCBI's taxonomy places the organism in Eukaryota, Viridiplantae, Streptophyta, Magnoliopsida, Cucurbitales, Cucurbitaceae.